This is a messenger RNA of Nelumbo nucifera (sacred lotus), 982 nucleotides long. It is a transcript of the gene ARPC3, whose product is annotated as actin-related protein C3. The record is from RefSeq and is a predicted model, not a curated record. Gene Ontology annotation, biological process: Arp2/3 complex-mediated actin nucleation; regulation of actin filament polymerization. Lineage: Eukaryota; Viridiplantae; Streptophyta; Magnoliopsida; Proteales; Nelumbonaceae. Gene Ontology annotation, cellular component: Arp2/3 protein complex; cytoskeleton.
CGGUGCUCCCUGCGAAGUGCGAAGAAAGAGAUAUCUCGCCCUCCACUGCCGGUCAUUUCUUGAGGGAAAUCGAACCUUUUUUCGCAUUUCAAAUUUAAUUUGCAAGUUUUGAUUCUGGGAUUUAGAGUUUCACGCCGAUCAUAAUUGUCAUUGCGGUUGAAUUUAGUGCGGAUGUUCUUCGCAGAAUCUCUAGCGUUUUCCGUUGGACAUUCUGUUCGUUAAGCUUGGACUCCUUGCGCAGUGAGAGGUCAAUUUAUUUGGGGAAGAAUAUGGUAUACCAUUCGAGUUUUGUUGAUGAGGAAGGUAUUACAAAGGCUUGUGGAUGCCCUCUACUUCCUCUAAAAAGCCAUAUAAAGGGUCCUGCUCCAGUUUCAGAUCAAGACACAACCGAUAUUGUUGAUGAAGCUAUUACAUUCUUUCGUGCCAAUGUAUUCUUCAGAAACUUUGAUAUCCAGAGUGCAGCUGACAAGCUUCUCAUCUAUCUCACAUUUUACAUCAAUGUAGCAUUGAAGAGGAUAGAAGGCUGCAGAACUUUGGCUGAAGGAACAAAAGCUGUCAUCAACUUGGGUCUUGAGAAGGUCCCUGUUCCUGGAGAGCCAGGUUUUCCCUUUGGGGGCCUGUUUGCACCUCCUGAGUCUCUUCAAGAAGCAGAUCUGUUCAGGAAUUAUCUGAAGCAGAUAAGGGAAGAAACCAGUGGAAGACUACUGAGUGUUGCAUACAGACCUAAUGGAACUCCAAAUAAAUGGUGGUUAGCAUUUGCAAAGAGAAAAUUUAUGAAUGUUGUUACUCUGUAACAUAAAUUUCUGCAUGCCCCUUUUUGGGGUCCCACAAAAGCUCCAUUAAACAUGUGGUUACGUUUAUGGUCAAUUUUUGUAAUUUCACGUAGAAAAUUAAAUCAACAAUUGAAAUUUAUUGUGAGGAAAUUUGAAAGGAUAUUGUACUUUGGACCAUUUUUAUGAGUUAAUAAAAUCCUCUUUGUCAA